AUGGUGAAGGACUACACUGAAAUCCUGAAAAAGAGGCAGCUGGAACAGCAUAACACCAAACUGCUGACCGUGCAGGAGGUAGUGAUCGAGGAAGUUCCCCACGUUCUCCAUGGCUUCUGGGAGCUUCCUCCUUGUCCACUCCUAAACAUGGCCUCCCAGAAUCUAAGCAUCCUCUCCACGAGUGUCACCAAGGCCACUUUGGAUCGUGUCUCACGGCAAUGGAAACACAGGUCAUCUUCACCCACUCCAUCCGAGACAAUAUGGUCGACAAUUCUGUCUAUCGAAAUUGCAAACUUUGCACCAGUGUUGCUGAAGACCAUUGCUGAUGUAGCAAUGAUCCAGAUAUCUGAAAUGUUUGAGCCUCCUUCAACUCUUCCUGUUGUGAAGAACACAAAUGAAGAACCCUCCUCUGACGGUCUUUCAAUGGCAAAUGUUCCACCAGCCGAAGGAUCUUUUUCAGAAAGUGUUCCAGCGCCUGACGUUCUCUGCAAGGAACUUCUUGUUGAAAGGGCAUCAAAUCUGAGUUCUCAAGACCUUAAGAUCGAAGGACCUCUUUCAGAAAGUGUGCCAGAGCCUGAUGUUCCCUGUGAGGAACUUUUUCCUGAACCUGAAUCCAGUAUGAAGUCCAAAGACCUUCAGAUCAAUAAGAGGAAGAAGAAAAAGGGCUUCUUCAAAAGACUUAAAAGCACUUCAAACAAUGCUAGAGGAGUGAAAGGAGCAACUGGAGCAGGUUUAACACCUCAGACCAUAGAUAAAGAUAGAUUUUCAGAACAGGCACUGACGUUUCUAACUGGCCCUGUGUCCACCAUCCUUUUACCUUCCUUCUACACCCUGGUCUGCUCCAUCAGUGUGCCAAUUAACAUCUGUGCCCUGCUGGCUUUUGCUCGGGGGAUCCGUCCUAAGAAGCCAGCUGCAAUCUAUAUGCUGAACCUGUCCUUAGCCGAUCUUCUCUUUGCACUGAUGCUCCCCUUCAAGAUCUCCUACCACUUUGAAGGCAACGACUGGAAAUUUGGCCCAUCCAUGUGCCGUGUGGUCACUGCUGCCUUUUACUGGAACAUGUAUUGUUCUGUUCUUCUCAUAGCUUGCAUCAGUGUGGACCGUCUGCUUGCUGUAGUUUAUCCAAUCGAUGCUCUGGCUUGGAGGAGCUCGCGGACCACAGUCAUAGCCUGCAUAACCAUGUGGGUGUUAUCCUUCGCUGGCUCUGUGCCUCUUGUUUCUUCUAACCAGACUUUUAACAUCAGUGAUUUGAACAUCACCACCUGCCAUGAUGUCCACUCACCAAAUAAGAUCACCUGGUUAAAGACAUACUUCCUCACCCUCUGUUGCAUUUUUUUCAUCCUACCUCUGCUCAUCACAGUGGUGUCCUACGCUCAGAUAAUCUGGUCAUUGAGCAGAGUCCAACAUGAUGUUCCAGGAUCAUCACAGAGGAGAAGAAGAGCAAUGGUGAUGACGUUGACUGUGCUGGUGAUAUUUUUGCUGUGUUUCAUGCCCACAAACUGUCUGCUGCUUGCACACUACCUGCAAUUUAACACCGAGAAGAGGCAGGCUGAUGGCUCUUACAUACUCUAUCUGGUGUUUCUGUGUUUGGGAAGUCUGAACUGCCUCCUGGAUCCCCUGCUCUACUACUUUGGAUCCUCACAGUGCCAGAAACAACUAUCCAAUAUGCUGAAGUGUAACAAGGUGACAGAGAGCAGAGAUAUCACUCAUUCAACAACUGAUUCCUGGAGAUUAAGCACUAGACAAAUGCUGAAAUCCAGUCAAACAGAAAAGUCCAGAAUCAAGACCUCCGUUACCAGAGCAGGUUCUUUCCAAGCAAGCCUCAAAAGCCAAGAAAAGGACAAGCCAAACAAGAAAUUACUGGCCUGACUGACUGUCACACUUUCAUUGAGUCUGAACUGUUAGUUUAAAGUUAUAAUAUAACAUCAGCAAUUUGUCAUAAUUUGUCAAAGCUGCUGACAUAAGAGCAUGUAGCU
This is a messenger RNA of Neolamprologus brichardi, 1973 nucleotides long. Lineage: Eukaryota; Metazoa; Chordata; Actinopteri; Cichliformes; Cichlidae. The record is from RefSeq and is a predicted model, not a curated record.